GAGAAAUCGUAAAUUUUAUGAAAAUUCAUGAAGAAAAUACGGCGUGAACAAGUUAUGAGACAUUGAGUCCUUCAGUCAACUCUAACUGGCACAUCAAAAUGAACAUUUUAAUAUCCCAGUUCAGUUCAGAAUAGUGAAAAGAUAUUUUGAAAGAGUUUAUACUAAUCAAACAUUCCAUUUAUUUCACGUUAUGUACAGAAUAUACAUUCCUAUUUCUGCAAAUUCUGAAUUCGUCAAAACUCGAGUAGUCGUUAAUAAUAAUAAGUUAAAUAUUGAGGCAACAAACUAUGUAAAUAGCAUAACACUAGUUCACUUGGCAUAUUUUGUUGAGUCACAAACAAGAAAAUUGUGAGUGAUUUGUUUUCGUCAAUAUCAUACUUUACACUUGUUUAUUUCAGAACAGAGUAUCGAUCAGAGAGUAAAGAGAAAUUGUUAUAAACAAACUUCUGUGGAAUUUCAUCAAUGAUAAACAGUAAUGUCCGCAUUUACCACCUUGUGUUUAAUGGUGAAAAAUUCAGCUUCGACCUUCCUUUGAAAAUCUAUAUCCUACUCAGUCCAAUGGUUUCAUAUUAGCAACGAAACUGUUUACUUUGGCCAGUAUAAUUACAGAUUAGUACUGAUCAAGCGUGUUGAAAUUUACUGCUCAGAUGCACGGAAACAGUAUUUCUACACGUAUUAUCAAGAUCAAACUAUUGAAUUUCAAAACCAUUUCAUUCACACUCACCCGUCCCAUCAUGUGUUCACGUAAAUUGUAGUUCAAUUAUUUGUAAUAUGUUGAGGUGUAAUCUUUUCGAAUGGCGUAUUAGUUAGUUAAUAGUUUGAGGUAAUAAAUUAUCUUUGAUUUUAGCUGGAUGGUUUAUUACCUCAAACUAUUAACUAACUAAUACGCCAUUCGAAAAGAUUACACCUCAACAUAUUACAAAUAAUUGAACUACAAUUUACGUGAACACAUGAUGGGACGGAUAAAAUCAGAGUUUGGCAAAAUUGUUUUGAAAUCAGAAAAUGAAGUGGAUUUAUCAGAUGAAGUGAAAGGAUUCAUUAAAGAUGUCGAGAAGUAUGACUUCAUUAGACUCAGUCUUCCUGAUAUAAAUGGAAUCCAUCUGAGUAAGUUGCUUCCUACCCGCUUUGCUAAGAAGUUGGCAAUGGGCCAGGUGGAAAUGUAUUCAGGGUCUAUAGCAUUCGGACCAAGAUUUGAAAUGAUCAGCAUCCCAGAAGUGGUUGAAAGGAAACAUAUUAACAGUGUUUUGAAGCCAGAUUUCUCGACUCUGCAUCCGUGUCAUUGGAUUUCACAAAAGAAUUAUCCUUACACACAAAAGGACAAUAACAUGUUUUUGAACGGAGAAGAAGAUGGUAAAUAUUCAUUUUGUUCCGUUUUGUGCGAUAUAUACUGGCCUAAUAACCAGCCAAUGUAUGCCUAUCCAAGAUUUGUUGCUCAAAGGCUUAUCAAAGAGCUGGAGGAUAAAUAUAAUCUACGGUUAUAUUCAGCUUUUGAACCGGAGUUUAGGGCUUUUGUAAAGGGAAGCUAUGAGUCAUCGUGUUUAGAACCAAAGUCGAACGACGUUAUCCAAUUUAUCGACCUUAAAAAGCCAAUCCCUUGGACAAAUUUUAGAGACAUGUACAGAACAAGUUUACUGUCCGUUUAUGAAAACUAUUUUGCGGAUAUUGAUUACAAUAUGCAGCUAGCAGGGAUCGAUAUACAAGAUUACAGUAAUGAAGAUGGCGAAGGACAGUUAGAAUGUCCGUUAAUACCAACAUGGGGGUUGUCGGCUGCAGAUAAUUAUUUUAUAUUGAAACAGGCUGUAAAAGAAAUUGGAACUAAACAUGGGAUGGAAAUUUCGUUUAUGACUACACCAUUACUGGAUUCCAGCUCUAGUGGGUGUCAUUACAACCAUUCUCUGUGGUACUCUGAUAAUAAUCGUAAUGCAUUUUACGAUGAUAAAGAUCCUGAUCGAUUAUCUACUCUAGCUCGUCACUGGAUUGGAGGGAUCUUGGAACAUUUACCAGCUAUGUUAGCUGUUUCUUGUCCAACAGUAAACUGCUAUAGAAGACUGCAUAAACAUCUUGCUCCCUCCUGUGUGAAUUGGGAUUUUCAUGAUAGGUAUGUAUCAGUUCGUGUAAAAAACUUUAAUGAGAAACAGACAUACAUAGAAAAUCGUAUACCAUCGUCCGCAUCUUGUUCUUACCAUGUGCUUGCUGCCACAAUAGCAGCUGGACUAGAUGGCUUGGAACGUCAGAUACACCCUCCACCUUCAGGUUUGAAACUAGCAAAUGGUCAAAUUGGUGCCUGUAAAGUACUUCCCAAUACAAUUCAACAGGCUCUACAUAGUCUUAUGGAUGACAAAAUACUUGUGAACAAGUUGGGAGCAGAUUUUGUUGAUUGGUAUAUUCAAGUAAAAAAGAAUGGAGAUUUAUCAUCACUUGGUCAUUUAAAUAUACAUGAUAAUACUGAAGAAACACUGGCUUAUGAAAGAUAUGAAUAUUUCAACUUUAUGUGACUCACUUCACAGAACCAGUUUAUUCUAUCAGUUUAUUCCAACAAUGAUGAUUUUCUCAGUAGCUAUUGCAUGUAAAGCUACUUACUUUUAAAUUUUUAUUCUCUCACUUUUUAUAAGUCCCAUUCUAUUACUGCUAUUUCACCUAGUCAUUCCUAUAUUACUCUUAAGAUGGGGUUGACUACUUUUACAUUUCAUUCCACUAUAAUCCACUAUUUUUUAAAAAGGAUAUUAUUAAUGUGAUAAGCAGUUUAAUAAUAAUGAAUUAAAAAUGAGACUAGUUUGAUGUUUGUUUUAUUAACAUAAUGCAUUUCAAGGAUAUAAUGAAUCUCCUAGUUAGGCUGUAU
Messenger RNA from Schistosoma haematobium, 2839 nucleotides. RefSeq lists its product as uncharacterized. Gene Ontology annotation, cellular component: membrane; cytoplasm. Gene Ontology annotation, molecular function: glutamine synthetase activity. Bases 951 to 2495 code for a protein of 514 amino acids. Lineage: Eukaryota; Metazoa; Platyhelminthes; Trematoda; Strigeidida; Schistosomatidae. The transcript is spliced from 5 exons. The record is from RefSeq and is a predicted model, not a curated record.